This is a messenger RNA of Acomys russatus (golden spiny mouse), 1997 nucleotides long. RefSeq names its product T-box transcription factor 19 (gene Tbx19). The record is from RefSeq and is a predicted model, not a curated record. The transcript is spliced from 8 exons. Gene Ontology annotation, molecular function: DNA-binding transcription factor activity, RNA polymerase II-specific; RNA polymerase II cis-regulatory region sequence-specific DNA binding. Bases 615 to 1961 code for a protein of 448 amino acids. Lineage: Eukaryota; Metazoa; Chordata; Mammalia; Rodentia; Muridae. Gene Ontology annotation, cellular component: nucleus. Gene Ontology annotation, biological process: heart morphogenesis; regulation of transcription by RNA polymerase II; positive regulation of DNA-templated transcription.
GCUCUUGUCUGCAAGGCUUCCCCAUCUGGAUGGAGUUCAGCUGACGACUCUUGUCAGGACAGCUCGCCCAGGCAGCAAGCUUGUUGCUCCCCGCUCCCCACCCCCAACCCCAGCACCUCCUUUUCUAUAGGUGCCACAUGCCACAAUUUAUAGACAGACAUGACUCGCCUGAUUGUUGCAGUCUCGGCCUGGAAUAAUUUUAAUUAACAGGAAAAUGGUCCUCAAUUCACCGAUUAGACCUCUUCAGGUACAACAAGAUAAAAGCCUGAUAAUUUGGAUGGAGUACUCUUCUUAAACAUCUACUGAAGGCAAGGCAGCCAAUGGGAAAGCCAGGCGGGCUCCCACCUGAUCCAGUGUGUAAUUAAGAGAGCGCUUUUUCUUCUCCAUCUCUCCCCACCCUCUCCACCCUGCUCCCCAACCGAAGCUUAACAGGUUGGCGGCAUAAUUUGGAGACUUUCAGGGGUGUCACACUAGAAGCUUAAGCAAGAGCCGAGGCAUCUCCUCCCACUCCCAGACACUGACCAUCUGGGCUUGAAAAGCUAGCAACUGAGGCAAGGAAGCAACUGGAAGCCAAGAAGGUGGGCAGGGCUCUCUGCAAAGUUUGAGAAGGGCCUAUGGCCAUGAGUGAACUGGGCACACAGAAGGCUGGAGAAGGCACCGUGUCUCGCCUGCUUAAUGUGGUGGAAAGUGAGCUUCAGGCAGGCAGGGAGAAGGGAGACCCGACGGAGAAGCAACUUCAGAUCAUUCUGGAGGAUGCCCCCCUCUGGCAGAGAUUCAAGGAAGUCACUAACGAAAUGAUCGUGACCAAGAACGGCAGACGGAUGUUCCCUGUCCUGAAGAUUAGUGUCACGGGACUGGACCCCAAUGCCAUGUACUCCCUUCUGCUGGACUUUGUCCCGACGGAUAGUCACCGCUGGAAGUACGUCAACGGUGAAUGGGUACCCGCAGGCAAGCCAGAGGUCUCUAGCCACAGCUGCGUCUACAUCCAUCCCGACUCCCCCAACUUUGGGGCUCACUGGAUGAAAGCUCCCAUCUCCUUCAGCAAAGUGAAGCUGACCAACAAGCUCAACGGAGGUGGGCAGAUAAUGCUGAAUUCUCUGCAUAAGUACGAGCCUCAGGUCCACAUAGUACGUGUUGGAGGGGCCCAUCGGAUGGUCAUGAACUGCUCUUUCCCUGAAACACAGUUCAUCGCUGUGACUGCCUAUCAGAAUGAGGAGAUAACAGCUCUCAAAAUCAAGUACAACCCUUUCGCCAAGGCCUUCUUGGAUGCCAAGGAAAGAAACCACCUAAAGGACAUUCCAGAGGCCGUCUCUGAGAGCCAGCAUGUCACCUAUUCUCACUUGGGAGGCUGGAUCUUUCCCAACCCGGAUAGCAUGUGCACAGCAGGAAACACCAGUUACCAGUAUGCUACGCCUUUGCCCCUGCCUGCGCCCCACACUCACCAUGGCUGUGAGCACUACCCUGGCCUCCGAGGACACCGGCAGGCUCCCUACCCUUCUGCGUACAUGCAUAGAAACCAUUCUCCCUCAGUGAAUUUGAGAGAAAGCUCGAGCAACAAUCUGCAAGUUUUCUCAGGACCUGACAGCUGGACUUCCUUAUCUUCCACACCCCAUGCCAGUAUCCUGUCGGUACCCCACACCAAUGGGCCAAUCAACCCAGGGCCUGGCCCCUACCCGUGCCUGUGGACCAUCAGCAAUGGAGGUGGGGGCCCGGUGGCGUCGGGCUCAGAGGUGCACGCCAGCACCCCGGGAACGUUUCUCCUUGGGAAUCCUGCUGUCACUUCACCUUCCUCCGUGCUCCCCACCCAAGCAACCACUUCGGCUGGUGUGGAGGUCCUGGGUGAGCCUUCACUGACCAGCAUUGCUGUAUCCACCUGGACAGCGGUGGCUUCACAUCCCUUCCCAGGCUGGGGUGGACCAGGUGGAGGUGGGCGCCGUUCCCCCUCUUCAUUGGAUAGUUAGGUGGGAUCUUAGGAGCGUCUACCAGCAGAGAACCAU